Caretta caretta (loggerhead turtle) is the source of this 6147-nucleotide messenger RNA. It is a transcript of the gene ECT2L, whose product is annotated as epithelial cell transforming 2 like. NCBI's taxonomy places the organism in Eukaryota, Metazoa, Chordata, Testudines, Cheloniidae. Gene Ontology annotation, molecular function: protein binding; guanyl-nucleotide exchange factor activity. The record is from RefSeq and is a predicted model, not a curated record.
UCAAAUGACUAUGAAAUCCCUGUUCUGUGGGAAAAGUGGGUUGCUUUGUAUUUUAGUUUUAGUAUAUUAAUGUUAAUAGAAAGGGCAGGGAGUAAUGUCCUGCAGGCCUGACUCAUACAGACUGCAGAGCAACAGGUGUAAAGAUUUCAAAACUAAAUCCAAAAUGAACAUUCUAGGUUUUUCAUAAUUGCUAGGUACUAUGUGCAUGACUGAUUGUAACAGAGGCUAGAGAUCAGAACUUUAAGAGAGUAAGAAGGUUACAUUCCUCUGCCAGAGGAAUUGAGGUAUUUUUUUAAAAUGAAAACUGGUGCAGAUAUGAAAAUGCAAAUGUAAUUUGCAGGCAAGCAGCAUGGCGGGACAAGACAUUUCAGCAUAGCUUUUAUAGCACAAUUUAAAAUGGGGACAAAGCGCCAUCUCAUCAGCGGCUAUUCAGUAAAGACCGGACACGGAUUCCAUAAAGGGAGAGGGGAUGGGGAACAUAAACAGACCUAGCAUUAGAUACAGCAGUACUAGGUCCAUAAACUAGAGGAAAUCUGGUAUCCUCACCACAGUAGGUCCCCUUGUUAUCAGAGAGGGACCAAGCAUUGAAUGGGUAUGGAGAAUAAACUACUCACACACAGAAAUGGCAGCUUUCUAGCUUAUGGUUGAGAUACAAUGGUGGGCAGAGGUGGGGGGGAAGUAUGCAGCACCACAACCCAACCUGUACCUAAUAAAUACAAGGUAAAUAUUUAUUUUGAAAAUAAAAUUCAUUGGUCUCCAGGAUUACAGUUCUUGCAGUUUUCAUGAGUCCAACGUUAAUUUAAAGGUAGUAAAAGGGAAUGGUGACAAAAGAAUUGUACAUAAGUAGACUACUCAAUUUAUAAAUUUGGCCCAACAAUAGGGCAGCUACCCCUCUCUAUACAAAAAAACCCAUGGAAUUUGUAAUGACUAGAAGAAGGCACCCACACAAGAAUAGGAGCUAUAAGAAUCACACCAGAACAUUGGGUAAACCACAAGGAGGACAAGACACUUGUUAUGGGUUUUAAUCAGGCCGCAACUUUAUGGUAUAGAUGUCUGGGACUACACGGCAGAUAAAGUGUACAGUGCAGGCAAAUCCAUGCUUAUUCAAAUCAAUUCUCCGGGGCUUCCACCAGCCCCCCUUUGUUUAAUCCAUGCUUAUUCAAAUCAAUUUUCCGGGGCUUCCACCAGCCCCCCUCUUUGUUUCCAUCCAGGUUCCCCAGGUUCCAUCCAUGGCUUGGACCUUAACAUUCACCAGCCUCAUAAGAGGGUUAAGGAGGGCUAUGAGAACGGGAAGGUGGCUCUAACACAGCUGGUGUAACCAAGUAUCGUUGCUGCAAUGAUGACCACAGCUUAUUUAACACCAAGUCCUCACACUGUUAAACAAUGGCAACUAGAGAGUUUAGGACUCCUUGGAGAAAACACAGUGAAGUCCAGCAAAGUGUCUUCCAGUAAAAUCCAGACCACUGGGAGCUUGAACACAAGGUUCAGCACUUGGACACCUAUCGCAAACAAAUCAUUCAACAAGCAGCUCUUUCAGGAAAGAGUUAGUCUCAUAAGCCAUUGGUUUGAUCUGUGGACAGACAAGCAGCGCAAACAAUUCCUCCACACAAUGUUGAUGAGAUGCAGUAAAUCACAACUGAAGUUUACCCAAAACUGGUUUGCAGAGAGGAUUCCAGUGACCAAAGUGGAUUUCACCAAAGUGCUGCCACGUUUCAUAUCUCUGUACAUCUUCUCCUUUCUCAGCCCCAGGGAGUUGUGUGCAGCUGCCCAAGUCAACUGGCACUGGAAGUUUAUAACUGAACAGGACUGUUUGUGGGUGCCAAAGUGUGUUAAGUUCGGAUGGUUCCUGCCCUACACUCCAGCAGACUGCGAAUAUAGCGCGUGGAAGCGACAUUAUAUUGCCUGUGCCACCAGCUUGGAUUACUUCACCCCAAGAGAGGCCACUGAAAUCUAUGGGACCCUCAAUGAAGCAAAAGCUGAACAUGAGGAGCAGGAAGAAAGGCUAAGAGAAAAAUGGCUACGGAAAAUGAUUCGAGGGAGAUUAGCGUUACACAAGAAGGAGUUAUUCAAAGCUCGACCGCCUUGGAUGAGUGGUACUUGGAGCUCGAGAUUUUUAAAAUCGCGAUUCCUGCCAAGUCAGGCCCAGACGAUCCAGGACCGAGCUAGACUACAGGCAGCUUUGCAACUAAUUAGGGAAAAGAGUGCUCUUUCGAAUCAUACUCUUUCAAUGCUGCUUUCUGAAGAAAUGAAACCUGUAGCAAACUUUAAUCUAGCAGCAGAGAAACAGCUUGUUUUGGCCUCCCUAAAAACUUUGCCCAAGAGAAAGAAUGUGACUGGAAGAAGAUCCUACCCUGUGUUACCUUACAAACACUGUCAGUGUGUCUACCAAAAACACAGCAAUUUUGCAUAUCCACUUGAGCCAUAUCUGGUUUUGAUAUCAUCCAGGAUUCCUGCAUAUGAGAUGGUGCUGGACAGCAUCAAACCUGGGGUGAUUCCUGUGUUGUAUGAACAUUGCGGAAUGACAUUGGAAAGCCUCCUUUUUUACAUAGAAAAGGCUCUGGAUGGCCGAAAAGCAAAGAGUAUAGGGAUUUUUAGCGAUGGAGACUCCAGAGAGAUCAAUUUACUUCAAGGCUGCAGAAUCAGUAUUGAGAACAUUCUGAGCCCUGAAGUGAGAGAAUUUUGGGAGAAGCUAGGUUGUGUCAUGUCUCCAGAGGAAGGUGGUCAUGUGGACAUCUUUGUUCCCCUGGCAGCAUCAGAGGCAGGGAUGGAAGUCCUUUCCCAGCUGACUCAGCUAACUGGUGUGCUCUUCAGAACCCCUACAGGAAUUGCAACUGGAUCUUAUCAGCACAUCCUUAGUGAAUGGCUGGGAAAACAGAAGGAUGGACCUCCCACCUCCACCUACUUCACUGAAGUAAAACUACAGACGUGGCUCAGACUGACAGAGCUCCUGGAGGAGGCACUGAAAUCCAUCCGGAAGCAGAUGCAACCAUAUUUAAGUGAGCUGCAGAAGAGUAUUAGUGGCCGGAUUAUUGGUCAGUUUAUGUUUGAUGCCAUGAGCAGAGCUAAAGUACAUACUAAUAGAGAAACAGCCCAGACUUUCACUGAUGGAUUAGCUGAACUGUCAAAAAGAAGCUAUGAGGAUGCAAAAGAGGCUGCCACCCUGAGCCAAAAGCCUAACUGCAGCAUCAGAGCAAAUGAGCCAACAUUUGAGGCAGUGGCUCAGUUGGAUAAAAAACUUGAGAAGGACACCGCAGACGGACGAACUAAAUUUGCCAGGGAGCUGCUGACAAGUGAGAAGAACUAUGUACGCAUACUGAAAACUGUGAGAGAUGUUUAUGUUACACCACUGAAAGCAGCAUUAGCAUCAAAUCGAGCCAUCCUAAGUCAUGCUAAUGUUCAAAUCAUCUUCUCUGAUAUCUUGGAUGCCUUACAACUCAAUAGGCAGUUUUUAAAUGAGCUGACAGAAAGACUUCAAGAAUGGAGUCCAUCCCAGUGCUUGGGUGAAAUAUUCACUCAAUUUGGCUGGCAGCUUCAAACAUACACAAACUUCUUCAACAACUACAGUGUCAUUCUGAAAACCAUUGAUAUGUGCAGAGAGACCAUUCCUUUAUUCCGUGCCUUCCUGAAAAGACAUGAUAAAACUGUCGUUACGAACAUGAUGAGCCUACAGGAGCUGCUGCUAUUCCCUUCUAAAAGGUUUGAAGAGUAUCUUAAUCUUCUUUAUGCUCUGAGACUGCACACUCCUUCAGAACACGCUGACCGUGAAGAUUUGACUGCCGCAGUCAAGAUGAUGAAACAAUACAAGGAAUACAUAGAUCAGCUAAAACUAAACAUGAGCAAAGAUGAGCAAAUGCUAAAUGCACAAAGAAUCAUCCAGGGAUGUCCUAAUUUAUUAGAAGCCAACAGGCAUCUGAUUAGAGUACAAGAUGUAUCCCAGUUUAGCUGCUGUUCUGAGGAAAUCUGUGUUUCAUUCAGGCUCUAUGAACACAUCAGCGAUCUUAGCCUCUUUCUUUUCAACGAUGCACUUGUUAUUUCAAACCGUAGCAUCUCUUAUAUUCCGUUUGAACGGACCCCAAAAACAACUUACCAGUUCUUGGCAUCAGUAGCUCUUCACAGGCUUGUUGUAGAAGACAUUCCACAUUCAAAAUAUAUAAAGAAUGCAUUUAUUUUACAAGGCCCAAAACGCCAAUGGAUUUGUUCUAUAGAGGAUGAAGAUGAUAAAUUUACAUGGCUAUCUGCACUACAAAGGGCAAUCAACUGUAGCAUUGAAAAGAAUUGAGAUUCAUCUUAGUGUUUCAGAUGCCCAACUCCUGUAGUGCGCACUGAUUAUUUGUGAACAGAUUUUUGUGCAGUUUCCUACUGAGGACUUUUGCUCAAAUUCCGCACCUUACCAAGAAGUUAGCAUUCCUUUUGAUAGUGGCUCAGAGAGUACCAUCGUGUGUGUGCGCCUCAGACUGCAGAAACUUACAGUAGAAUCAGCACUCAUUGUCGACCUGUAAGACUGAUCCUUUUUUGAAAAGAUCACACUACUACAAUCCAUUUAGUCUUCAGAACUUAACGCAAAAUCCGCACAAUAUGACUUAAUGGCCUUCAUAAAGAUCUUCACUGUAUGACAAACCGGAAGAAAGCUGCUAAUUCAUCGAGAAUCUGCUAUGAAAAGGGCUUUAGAUUUUCUCCACUGAUUGCACGAGGGGACAACACUACAGUUCGGUUAUGGGUAACAAGACAUUUUAACUGGUAUAUUCUCAGUAUACUACCCAUUAAGUCCUUAUAUCAUAGUUUCAAAGGGCAUUAAGGAGAUAGAAACAUUUUACUUUUUUGCAAUUUUUAUUAAAGACCAAAGUCCUGGAUUUUCACAUAAUUCCUCACUGAGUGAAAACUGUACUAAAAAAUUAGUACAGCAAUAUGAAUAAUAAAGUAUACAGGCUCUGGGAAAUAAAAAUAAGUUGUUAGAUGUUACAAAGGCAUAGCUUUUGGAAGUGUAACUCUGUAGCUGAAAAUGAAAUCACCCAGCAAGGACUGCUGUAGAAGGUAUUUAAGCACCAUAGUAACAAGAAUAGGUAAGUUACGUUUAGAAUUUACAUGAACGAACAGCUCAUUAUCUUUCCCCUAGAAUUACUAUUUGUUCUGGCUCUGUUCUUACAUUUAAGAAUCUAAUGUCAAGGAAUUCUCGCAAUUUGUUUUCAUGGAAUAGAAAUGUGUUCAUUAAAGGUUAGGACAUACAAUGCUUCGAACACUACUUCUCAAGAACUUCCUUCUCAGUAAAAUGAUGAGAUUUUGUGCUUACUAUUAACAAGCAGAUUAAGACAAAUUCUUCUGUAAGUGUAUUUUGGUAAGUUAUUUUUAGGGCUUGUCUACACAGCAAGUUACUGCACCGCAAGCCAAGGUGCGAAUCUGCAGCGUUCCAGCUUGCUGCUCAGGAACGUCCAAUACGGACAUUACCACAGUGCUGUGAAACUCCCAAGGGCGGGUGAGCCUACUGCUACCUCAAAGAGCAGUACCACUCUAGAACUUUCAUUGCACUGUAGCAGUGACCACGCAGGACGUUACGGAGGGGUAAGCUGGUGCACUAUAGAUCACACCCUGGCUUGCAACAGAGGAACUUGCUAGGUAUAGAAGCCCUUAGCGAAUAAGACUUAUGAGCACACAAUAGAGGUGGGAGGAGAAGUGUAUCUCAACCUACCAAGGCCCAAAUGAAGAACAGAAUGUUUGGCAGACUCAAUGAAGGACAGAAAUUAUUCAUGUAGGAAAUUUAAAAAUGCUGUGGAUUCAUUCCUUUAGUAUAACUAACUUUUUAUAACCUUCAUUUUGUAAUCUCUAGUCUGGAUGUCAGAUGUAUUUUUCAGUAAUAAGUGAUAAAAAUCCAGUCCAUGUAAGACGGAAUUGGUGCCUUUGGGAUGAAAAUGAGGGACCCUUGAAAUGGACAAGAAAAAACAGGAAGAAUAAUUUAUUACACUGACAGUCUUUUUAAAGUAGCACUGCCUUUAAAAAAAGGCUUUUCACAUAUUCAAUUUUAUUUUGUAGAUAAACAGACAUGGGAGAGGACAAUGAAUGGGUAUUGAGGGGGAAAAAGCAACAGUUCCAGCACUUGGAAUGGUGGAAGAAAAGAGACAAAUUAGUAGAGAGAAAAGAUGGGGGGGGGGGAGG